AUGUUUAUUUAGCAAAUAGAAAGCUAACCGGUAGGAAUUCCUAAUCACUAGUUCAUCCGUUCGGCAGGGAGUGUAGAUAAAAACGCAUUUUAGAGUCCGUACCCAUAGCUGGCAUACACAAAGUGACACUGAGAUGAACAAAUCCAAAAUGCGAUUGACGUGGCAACGAGAGCAGAUUAAUAAUCUAUUACUGACAUUCGCUCUGAUUUGUUGUUGCUGCUUGAUCAAAGUUGCCUCAGCCCAAGAGGCGCAACAGCCGUGGUAUGAGAAUCUGCCAGCAGUUGCCAUGGACUAUAAGGUCCACAUAGACGCUGGCAAAGAAGAUUGCUAUCAUCAGUACGUACAGGCGGGGGCCACUUUCUAUGUGUCCUUCAGUGUGGUGCGUGGCGGCGAUGGCAUGGCCGGUUUUGCCGUGCGCAAUCCAGCCAAUGAAGUGGUGAAGCCCUACCAGUGGCAGGCCACGGCGGACUACACUGACCAGGUGUCGCCCGGCGGCUACUACUCCGUCUGCAUUGACAACCAGUUCUCGCGAUUCGCUGGCAAGCUGGUCAACAUUUACAUCACAGUAGUGAAGUACGAUGCCUGGGACAAGUACGCCAAAGAGAUUGAGCAGCUGCAGCUGAACAUGCAAAACUUUACAGCCACCAUCGGUACUGUGGAGCGCAACAUCAACGACAUGAUGGGCUAUCAGGCGCAUAGCCGGCAUCGCGAGGCCCGCGACUAUGCUCUGCUCUUGGAUAAUAACUCCUACAUUCAGACUUUCUCGCUAAGCCAAAUUGUGGUCAUAUUGAUCACAUGCUCCAUUCAGGUUUUCUUCGUGCGAAAGCUGUUUGAUGUGAAAUCUAAUUCAAGGAGUCGCAUUUAGAGAUUCUCGGAUAUGCUGCACAAUGACUUACUCUUUUUUUUUUACCUUCCCAUCCGCACAUUUCCAAUACAUUCAUUCAACAGGAUGAAGGCCGAUUCCCUUCGCAUUUUUGUAAUUAAUUUUAUCACUGGCUAAACAGAACAAGUGCAAACUAGGCAGACUUUUGACGUAUAUAUGAAACUACUUAUGUUAUGUCUUGCAAGUUAUAUACAACAAACUUAUUGUGAUAAGUGUAAAUGAGUGUGUGUUUUGUUCAAUAAAAAUAUUGAAUAAUUUUGUA
Drosophila persimilis is the source of this 1145-nucleotide messenger RNA. RefSeq names its product transmembrane emp24 domain-containing protein B (gene loj). The transcript is spliced from 5 exons. Gene Ontology annotation, biological process: Golgi organization; intracellular protein transport; endoplasmic reticulum to Golgi vesicle-mediated transport. Gene Ontology annotation, cellular component: COPII-coated ER to Golgi transport vesicle; endoplasmic reticulum-Golgi intermediate compartment; Golgi apparatus. Lineage: Eukaryota; Metazoa; Arthropoda; Insecta; Diptera; Drosophilidae. The record is from RefSeq and is a predicted model, not a curated record. Bases 134 to 865 code for a protein of 243 amino acids.